Molecule: messenger RNA, 996 nt
Organism: Parascedosporium putredinis
Lineage: Eukaryota; Fungi; Ascomycota; Sordariomycetes; Microascales; Microascaceae
Source: the annotation of a GenBank genome assembly
AUGACAACUCAGAACUAUGCCGCCCCCAAUCUUUGCCGACAGGAGCCAGCGCCGCUCCUGCGACCUAACGGCGGAGACAUCAUACCAAAUAAAUUCAUCAUCAAGUUCAAGAGGAAUAGCAGUGAAAACGCAAUUCAGAACAUCACCAUCGGCCUACCCUUCAAACCUGAGCACAUUUAUAAUACCACGAUAUUUGAGGGUUUUGCCGCUCAACUAAGUAACAUCACGCUGGCCAGGCUUCGAUCAAGUCCUAUCAUCGAUUACAUCGAGCACGACGCCAUUGUUAGGAUUAGUUCCUACAUCACACAAGACGAUGCCGCCUGGGGCCUUGGUCGCCUAUCCGACAAAUCGAGGGGGAACUACACCUACGUCUACGACUCGAGCGCCGGGGAGGGAACAUGUGCCUACGUUAUCGACACCGGCAUUUACACUACUCAUUCGGAGUUUGAAGGGCGCGCCAGCGCUGUUGCCAAUUUCGUUGACGAUAGUGACGACGACGAAAACGGCCACGGAACGCACGUGGCUGCCGUCAUCGGCGGUGCUCGCUUCGGCGUCGCCAAGAAAACGAAACUCCUCGCGGUCAAGAUCGUCGGCACGGAUGGUAUCGGCACGCAACGCCAGCAACUUCUCCCCGCUUCGGCGGCAGGGGCCUGCGUCGUGGGCGCGUCCACCUCCUUGGACGCCAUGUCUCCCUUCUCGAGCAUUGGCGCCAACAUCAACGUUUUCGCUCCCGGCACGAGCAUUCUGAGUGCUUGGGUCGGUGGUAUCAACGCUAAUCACCUCCAACGACUGAUGCGCCUAGAAUAUCAUUUCGGGGACUUCCAUGGCCUCCCCCAUAUCACGGGGCUUGGUGCUUAUCUGCUCGCCCUCCAUGGAAAAAUGACCCCUGCUGAGCUUUGCUCCUAUAUCGCGAGCACCGUGCACAAGAAUAUUCUCACUGGCGUCCCCAACGGAACGAUAAACACGCUGGCCUUUAACGGGAACCCAUCCGCGUGA